GCUGAUCCAAGAGCAAGGAAGCGGAUAAGAGACUUUCUCCUUCCUUCUGUGUUUUAUAAAUGCAGAGAGAGGCACCUUCUUCAUCCUCCAUCCUCCAUCGAGACAGAAAGAGAGAGAUACGGAGAGGUUCAAAGAAGCAGCGAUGGAGGGUGGCACAGUGACUCCAGCAUCGGCAGGAGAGCUCUAUUUCGUUUUCAUGGACUUCGAUCCUGAAUAUGAGCGUCUAAGAUCUAACAGGUCGAAGAAUGGGGACAAUGGGUUAGACGCGUAUCUUAGCAAGAAGCAUGACAUGUUGCUGGAGAGAGUGCUUGAGCCGGGGACCUACACUAAGAGAUUUUCCUGGGUCAUUGUUGAUGGAUUUGGCGUUGAGAUAACAAAGGAGCAGGUAACAUUCCAUCCUUUCCCCACUUCUCCUCCAUUACAGUUCCCUGGUAUACUUUUCCAUAAAAAAUAAGACCCCACCUCGUCUAGAGAGCAGACAUUUUUUUGAUCUUGUUGAGCAGGCAAGCCGGCUUAGAUCUGCAGAGGGAGUGAGAGUGGUGGAGAAGAAUCUAGAGUUCAUUUGAUAUGCAAUAUGGUAAUUGAACUCUUGCUCCUUGCUGAUCUUUGGAGCGAAGACGCAGGGUCUCAAGAACAUGACUGAUGGCAAUGAGAGAACGCCUAAAGGGCAGUGCCAUUAACUGCGGAUAGUUUUUCCUUUUCAUCUCUUAUGCGAAUCUUAAAAGCAUAUAAACUUGUAGGAAUAUAUGAUAUCAUGACAUGAUGUACGAAGAAGGGGAGACGGCGAUUACUGGAGGACUGAAAUUAAGUGGACUUUGAAGAAGAAGUCUUCAUUCUGGAGUUUAGAAAGAGAGAGAGGUCGCAAUGAUACAGAAGAGAGACUAUGAUUUUUGUUUCAUGUAUGUGGGGAACAAAGGGAAAAAUAUUUGCCAUGUACCAGCUUUUUGCAUCUAUAAUGAGGAGGCGACCCUCUAUGGCGAGGCACAUGGGCCUCCUUUUGAUUAA
Nymphaea colorata (pocket water lily) is the source of this 1005-nucleotide messenger RNA. RefSeq lists its product as uncharacterized. The transcript is spliced from 2 exons. Bases 143 to 454 code for a protein of 103 amino acids. The record is from RefSeq and is a predicted model, not a curated record. NCBI's taxonomy places the organism in Eukaryota, Viridiplantae, Streptophyta, Magnoliopsida, Nymphaeales, Nymphaeaceae.